AUGUUUCCGAGACAUUCAACAAUAUUUAAUAAACGAGGAGUUGUCAAAUUUUUAUUUCGAACAUUGGCUACUGGACAAGAAUCAGAUCUGGUUGUUAUCGGUUCUGGCCCAGGCGGAUAUGUAGCCGCAAUAAAAGCUGCUCAAUUGGGAAUGAAGACAGUUUGUGUUGAAAAGAAUGAAACUUUGGGUGGUACUUGUUUGAAUGUUGGUUGUAUUCCUUCAAAAGCGUUGCUCAACAAUUCUCAUUUUUAUCAUAUGGCUAAACAUGGGGACUUAAAUUCUCGAGGUUUUUUUUUGAUUUUUUAUUUGGAAGAGAAUCUGAAUUAUUUUUUAAAUUUUUUGGUGUCAUUUUUGAUCUUUUGGGCCCUACAUUUCUAUGACAAAUUUAGCACAGUAAUGCCCUCCGGGAAACGAUUCCAGGAACCGAAACCUUGA
Messenger RNA from Meloidogyne enterolobii, 435 nucleotides. NCBI's taxonomy places the organism in Eukaryota, Metazoa, Nematoda, Chromadorea, Rhabditida, Meloidogynidae. The record is from the annotation of a GenBank genome assembly.